ACUGAAGACGCCAUUUUGUCAGCCAUUUCCUACACUGAUCCGUUGCCAGCGUCUCUGCACAGCACAGGACGCCCCGUCCGGCCUCAGCUUCCUCUGCCCGGGCUUGGUAAACAGCAGCAGACCCCCCCCCCCCCCCCCCCCCCGCCCCCCAUGCACUAACGGUACCCGGGUGGAUGAGAGACAGUCUCGAGGCUCGGUCGGCACCCACUAGACCUCUGGAAGGCUCUUCGGCCCCGCAGGACUCAAGCGGCAGCUUACAAGUCGCAGGCGAACAUGGCUUUGAAGAUUGUCAAAGGGAGCAUCGAUCGGAUGUUCGAUAAAAACCUUCAGGAUUUAGUACGUGGCAUAAGGAACCACAAGGAAGACGAGGCCAAGUACAUCUCCACAUGCAUCGAUGAGAUCAAACAGGAGCUCAAGCAGGACAACAUCGCUGUCAAAGCUAAUGCUGUGUGCAAGCUCACCUACCUCCAGAUGCUGGGCUAUGAUGUCAGCUGGGCCGCUUUCAACAUCGUUGAAGUUAUGAGCUCUUCCAAGUUCACAUACAAGAGGAUUGGCUACCUGGCGGCCUCACAGUGCUUUCACGAGAGCACUGAUGUCAUCAUGCUGACAACCAAUCAGAUCCGAAAGGAUCUCAGCAGUCCCAACCAGUAUGACACAGGUGUGGCCCUCACCGGCCUCUCUUGUUUUGUGACUCCUGACCUGGCUCGGGACCUGGCCAAUGACAUCAUGACACUGAUGUCUCACACUAAACCCUACAUCAGAAAGAAAGCGGUGCUGAUCAUGUACAAGGUGUUUCUGAAGUACCCAGAGUCCCUGCGACCCGCUUUCCCCAGGCUCAAGGAGAAACUGGAGGACCCAGACCCAGGUGUCCAGUCUGCAGCAGUAAAUGUUAUCUGUGAGCUGGCUCGGAGAAAUCCCAAGAACUACUUGUCUCUGGCCCCGCUCUUCUUCAAACUCAUGACCUCUUCUACUAAUAACUGGGUUCUCAUUAAGAUCAUCAAGCUGUUCGGUGCGCUCACUCCUCUGGAGCCACGGUUGGGGAAGAAGCUGAUCGAACCUCUGACCAACCUAAUCCACAGUACCUCUGCCAUGUCUCUGCUGUAUGAAUGUGUCAACACUGUGAUUGCAGUGUUGAUUUCCUUGUCCUCUGGGAUGCCUAACCACAGUGCUAGUAUCCAGCUCUGUGUGCAGAAACUGCGAAUCCUGAUCGAAGACUCGGACCAGAACUUGAAGUACCUGGGCCUGCUGGCCAUGUCAAAGAUCCUAAAGACUCACCCCAAGUCAGUGCAGUCUCAUAAAGACCUCAUCCUCCAGUGUCUGGAUGACAAGGACGAGUCCAUCCGCCUGAGAGCUCUGGACCUGCUCUAUGGCAUGGUAUCCAAAAAGAACUUAAUGGAGAUUGUAAAGAAGCUGAUGCUGCAUGUGGACAAAGCCGAAGGAACCACCUACAGAGACGAGCUGCUCACCAAGAUCAUAGACAUCUGCAGCCAGAGCAACUACCAGUAUAUCACCAACUUUGAAUGGUACAUCAGCAUCCUGGUGGAGCUGACUCGGUUAGAGGGCACACGCCACGGCCACCUCAUUGCUUCUCAGAUGCUGGAUGUGGCUAUUCGGGUCAAAGCCAUCCGGGUCUUUGCCGUGGCCCAGAUGGCCACUCUGCUGGACAACGCCCACCUGAUGACGGGCAACGUGCAGCGGAAGGGCAUCUGUGAGGUGUUGUACGCAGCAGCCUGGAUCUGCGGCGAGUUCUCUGAACACCUCGAGAACCCGAUGCAGACGCUAGAGGCCAUGCUGCGGCCCAAGGUGGCCACCCUACCGGGCCACAUCCAGGCAGUGUACGUUCAGAACGCAGCCAAGCUGUUUGCCACUUUGCUGAAGAACCAGGAGGGGAACACGGACCGCACGGCAGCACAGGAAACCAGUCAGCUGAUGAUAGACAGGCUGCCGCUGUUUGUCCAGAGCGCCAACCUGGAGGUGCAGGAGAGGGCGUCUUGCAUCCUGCAGCUGGUCAAGUACAUCCAGAAACUGCAACAGAAGGACGUAGAAGUAGCGGAGGAAGUCAUUGCUCUGUUCGCUGGAGAACUCAACCCUGUCGCCCCCAAAGCACAGAAAAAAGUGCCUGUUCCUGAAGGUCUGGACUUGGAUGCCUGGAUCAACGAGCCUCCAUCUGAGAGUGAGUCUGAGGACGAGCAGCCCAAGGCUAUUUUUGCCAAGGAGGAGCCCAAACACUCCCGCGCCCGUCACACAGAGGUGGACGAGAAGGAGCUGGCAAAGAGGAGAGAAGCCAGAAAGCAGGAGCAAGCCAACAACCCGUUCUACAUCAAAGCCUCCCCAUCCUCUCAGAAGGUGUACCAGGAGGCUCCAGGCGUGGAGCACAUUCCAGUCGUGCAGAUUGACCUCAGUGUGCCUCUCAAAGUCCCAGGUCUGCCUAUGUCUGACCAGUACGUGAAACUGGAGGAGGAGCGUCGUCAGAAAGAGAGAGUAGAGAAGAAGAAGAAGGAGAAGAAGAAGCGGAAAGAAAAGCGCGGCGGACGAGGGAAGAAACAUGAUUCAGGCCCUGAGAGCGAGGAGGACAUCACGCCUGCGCACAUGGUCGACAUUGUUACCGAGGAGAUGCCAGAGAAUGCCUUACCCAGUGAUGAUGAUGACAAGGACCCCAAUGACCCUCACAAAGCCCUGGACAUCGACCUUGACAACUUGGUGGAGAUGGCUGGGCGCAGGCCACUUGCCGACAGUGAGAAGCUGCCAGUCAGGUCACAUCGUGCAGCCGAGGCUCUCAAAAGUCCAGCUGAAGAUGGCGAUGCAGAGAGUCCCGCUUCACAGGAGCCCAAGAAGAAGAGCAGCAAAGAAAAGAGAGAGAAGAAGAAGGACAAAGACGGGGAUAGAAAGAAAAGCAAAGAUGAUAAAAAGAAGAAGAAGAAACACAAACGUGAAGAAAAGGGGGAGGAUCUGUUCGGGGGUCAGGCAGACGAGCCUGUGGUCCAAUCGGAAGAAAUCAGUGAGGUGGCUGCACCACCCGCCUCCAACGCUGCUGAGGUUUCAGAUCUGGAUUUCUGGCUCUCAAACGCUCCAGUGCCCUCUAACGCCCAGGAAGCAGCCACCUUAGCAGCAGAAGCAGCCCCCGUGCCUGAGAAGGCCUCUGGCACGGCACCAGACUCAGAGCCUGAUGAGCCAGAGGAGACUGAUAAGAAGUCCUCCAAACACAAGAAGAAGAAGCAGAAAAGGGAGAAGGAGGAGAAGGAGAAGAAAAAGAAGAAGAAGCAUCAUCACCAUCAUCACCACAGUGACGGUGGUGGCGAGGAGUCGGUGCAGAAUGGCACCGUGGAAGAGGAAGAGCCUCUGCCGCCCAUGUCCAAUUACUGCCUGCUGGCUGAGAACUCCUACAUAAAGAUGGAAAUUGACAUCCAGGGAAACCUGCAGGAUGGCAGUCAGGUUGUGGUAUCUGUUAUAUUUGAAAACAAGUGUGACAACUUCCUCAAAACCAUGGAGUUCAACGUCCUGGACUCUCUCAACUCCAAGCUGCAGAGGCCAGAGGGGUCGGGUCCACAUGAUGGCCUCAGCGUCCCCUUCCAGCUUCCACCUGGGGUGUCCAAUGAGGCGCGAUUUGUCUUCACCAUGCAGAGCAUCGUAAUGCCACAGAAACUGAAGGGGACCCUCACCUUCAUCAUAAAGAAUGAGGACUCCUCCACUCACGAGAAACUGGACUUCAAACUGCACUUUACCUGCUCAUCCUACCUAAUCACUACUCCUUGCUACAGUGAUGCGUUUGCAAAGCUGCUUGAGUCGGGUGACCUGAAGUGCAGCUCUGUCAGACUGGAGGGAGUCAACAUGCCCUUCCACCACCUACUGGCCAGGAUCUGCUUCCACCACCAUUUCUCUGUUGUGGAGAGGAUCGACUCCUGUGCCUCCAUGUACAGCAGGUCCAUCCAGGGCCACCACGUCUGUCUACUGGUCAAAACUUCUGGUCAGACAGUGUCCAUUGACGCUAAAUGUGACGAGCCGACGCUGCUUGGGAAUGUGCUGGAUGAGAUCAAGCAGACCUUCUCUCAGUGCUGAUUGUGUCCGACAGCCCCAGGGUGCCGCUGACCCCUCCAUGCCACCCCCUCCCUCACAACAUAAUCAUGUUACGAAACACUGCGGCUGGCACUUCCAGUAUUGCCCUAUUUAUUAGUCCUCAGAUUCUCAAGAUUUCUAUCCCCUUACCUUCUUCUUCAGUGUCCCACACUCUGUUAUUCCGCUGAGCUCUGUGGUCACUCCCCGACACUUGAUGUUGUUUGACAGACUCGCUGUGUACAUGCGCCGUCUUCUCUGCAAAGCACUUUCAUCUUCACGUCUGUUUUUUUUUUAAACUCCCAACAGCCACCCUGUCGUGUCGUCCCCCCCCCGACUCGGACUCCAUAAUGUGCAUCCUCCGCUCUCUCCUGUGUACCUCCGCCCUUCACUUUGUCCCCACAAUUCAGUCUGUGACAGUUGUGUAAUGUUUGACAACUGGACUUUUGCUGUUGAUGGUUGAAUUGUGAUUUUACUGUUUUGAAGGUUUAUUUUGUUGUU
This is a messenger RNA of Cyclopterus lumpus (lumpfish), 4551 nucleotides long. RefSeq names its product adaptor related protein complex 3 subunit delta 1 (gene ap3d1). Gene Ontology annotation, biological process: neurotransmitter receptor transport, postsynaptic endosome to lysosome; protein targeting to vacuole; synaptic vesicle budding from endosome. The transcript has 34 exons. Gene Ontology annotation, cellular component: presynaptic endosome; AP-3 adaptor complex; terminal bouton. Lineage: Eukaryota; Metazoa; Chordata; Actinopteri; Perciformes; Cyclopteridae. The coding region runs from base 274 to 4056 and encodes 1260 amino acids. The record is from RefSeq and is a predicted model, not a curated record.